AUGGUUACAAGAAAUCUGCUCCUGUUGGUUUGCCUGUGCCUGUGGGAGGGGCUUGCUGGGAUUUCCUCUGCCAGUAAGAUUGUACGGAGAAGAGGAGUUGGCGGAUUGCACGCAGUGAAGCUGGGGGAGAGCAGAGCCGCCGACCAACGGGAUGCAAGUGUGGAUGCAAAUGCGAUGCCCGUGGUGACUCUUAGAAACCUGAUCAAUCACGAGCAGACGGGUGACGCUGGAUCUUUUUCUCAUUCCAAAUUGUUGCAGAAUCACGCUGCUCCAUCUGUUGCCAACAAGGAGAAGCAGGCCCCCAAGCCCAAGCGUGAGGUUGACUCCGUCUAUAAUAAAGAAGUGACUCCGCACACAUUAGCAACUGACAAGGAGUUAAACCAGGAUGUGAAGAAAGUUAGGAAUAACACCAAGAAUGAUGAGAAAACAGGGAGGUCAGAGAAAGCAUUCACAAUCCACCACAAACCAGAUCUACACGCCAAUAAAACAAGGUUUAAAUCAGGCUCCAGAUCCAGGGUCAGGCCUGAUAUGAGUGUCUAUACCACCGGUGUGCCACGAAAAGGAUUCAGCAUAGAUUCAAACCGAAAGCUGAAUCUCACUGGUAGUUAUGGCCUUCUGAAGCUGCUGUCUAAAGAAAACCUAGUCAGGAUCGUCAAUUCCCAAAUGCAGAGCGUUCCCAGCUUGAGCUUUCCGAGCAAGGGCAGCCGGAGCAGGAAGAGAGAUUUGAUUGACGUUAAUCACAGACAGUUAGAGGCUCAGAAAGUGGCGAGACAAGAUGUGGUUGUCACUCAGUCUCACGCUGGAUUUGAUAAUCAAACAGCAUUUCCUUAUGUAAGCCCAGUCACCACUCCAGAUCUCAAUCGAGACCCUGGUGCUGACAUUCGUAUUAAUCCGCUAAGUGAAGUCAAGCCAGCUUUAAGUAAAGAGCAGGACAACUUGCGAUUGCAGGAUUCAGAUAAUGGCGAUAGCAAGAGCAAACACCUUCUGCACAUGCUGUCAACACCUCGCAGCGAGGUCAGCCUUAGCCCGGAGAAAGAACUAAUGAUCAGCCAAACGGAACCGCCUUUCACAUCGACGAAAUAUCACCCAGUGUACGUUCCCUCUGAAACAAAUGAUUCCCCUCCUUCUGUGCUGACAAUGCAGCACUCGGGAUUAAGGCUGGGGAACAGAGCGGCAGAUUCCCAUAGAGACCCAUUAACAGAGUCAGUUCACCCUGCUCAAACAGAACUCAGCACAGCCCAGUACCCGGCCGAUGAAGACAACACGCUUGUCAACAGCAGUCAUGUCCUGAGGCUCCACCCGGCUCCCGAAUGGAGCUACAAGGCAAAAAACACUGGGACACAAGCUGCUGAUCCCAAAAAUGGCCAAGGCCUUGUUUUCGAAGAAGCAGAGUCCGAGGUGAAAGAGGAAGUGCACGAGCGCAUGGAGGGAAAGGGGUCUCGCUCUCGCAGCAGGAGGAGCUGGAUCUGGAACCAGUUCUUUGUGAUCGAAGAAUACGCCGGGCCUGAACCUGUGCUCAUCGGACGGCUCCACACUGACAUGGACAGGAAUGAUGGACGCACAAAGUACGUCCUGCGAGGCGAGGGGGCGGGCUCGGUCUUUGUGAUAGAUGAGAAGACGGGUAACAUCCACGUCACCAAGCCGCUGGACCGUGAGGAGAAGGACGAGUACCGUCUCGUCGCCACGGCCACGGACAGGCAGACCGACCGUGCCCUGGAGCCCUCGUCACAGUUUAUAAUUCGGGUGCAGGACAUCAAUGACAACCCGCCUUUGUUUGAUGACGGCCCCUACAGCGCCACCGUGCCGGAGAUGGCAAAUAUAGGCACGUCCAUAAUCCAGGUGACAGCGACAGAUGCCGAUGACCCGACCUAUGGGAACAGCGCCAGGCUGGUGUACACACUGGUACAGGGACAACAGUACUUCUCAGUCGAUCCCCAGACAGGUAUUCUGCGUACAGCCGUGCCCGACAUGGACAGGGAGACCCAGGACCAGUUCCUGGUGGUGCUUCAGGCCAAGGACAUGGGGGGUCAUCUGGGCGGACUAUCCGGGACCACCACCGUCACCGUCCACCUCACUGAUGUUAACGAUAAUCCUCCAAGGUUCACCCAGAGUAUGUGGUCCUUCUCCGUUUCUGAGCUCGCCAUCCCUGGCGCUGAGAUAGGCCGUAUAUCAGCCAGUGAUGCCGACCUCGGCGAGAAUGCCAAGCUGGAGUAUACCAUCCUGGAGGGGGAGACCGGGGACACGUUCAACAUCACCGGAGUGAACCAAGAGGCUGUCAUCAUGCUCAACAAGGCUGUUGACUACGAGAGCCGGAGCUCCUACUCCUUCUCUGUGGAGGUGCUCAACCCCAUAGUGGACCCUCGCUUCCUGCGCCGAGGCCCCUUCAAGGACCGGGCCUCCAUCAGGGUCGCAGUCCUGGACGCGGACGAGCCGCCCAAGUUCUCCCGGUCCAGAUAUCACAUGGAUGUCUCUGAGAACUGUCCGCCAGCCUGCACUGUGGGCCGGGUCAGCGCUGUAGACCCUGACACUGGACUCACCAAUAAUAUCAGGUUCUCCAUCGAUCCACAGUCGGACCCCGAGGCUCUGUUUCGCAUCACCCCCGACACCGGCCUCAUCACCACGGCUACGGAGCUGGACCGAGAACGCGAGCACUGGCACAACAUCACCGUCAUCGCCACGCAGAGAGACAAUCCCAGCCAGGUGUCCAGGGUUAUGGUCGCAGUAGAGACAUUAGACUUGAAUGACAACGCGCCGGAGCUGGACAGACAAUACACCACAGCCAUGUGUGACUCCUCCUCCAUUGGGCAGGUGGUGCAGGUGUUGCGGGCGAUUGAUAGAGAUGAGGGGGGGAAUGACAGCACCGUGUAUUUCAGCAUCCCUCCGGAGUCCAGCACCGCUCUCAACUUCAGUGUCAGGGACAGUGGUGGCACCACAGCCAGCCUGGUGCUGCUCUCCCAGCUUCAGCCGCUGUCCCGCUCCCAGUCCUCCACCCUGACGCUCUUCGUGCCCCUGGUGCUGAGGGACGGCACGUCGGGUCUCACCAGCACCAGCACCGUCACUGUGUCUGUCUGUCCCUGCCUGAGAGGAGGCGCUCGGGCGGUGUGUCUCCCCCAGCAGUCCUCGCUGCCUUCCCCUGGCCUCAGUACCGCCGCCCUGCUGGCCAUCCUGGCUUGUGUUGCCACACUACUGGCGGUGAGCGCCCUGUCAUUGUCCCUGCGCCGUCAGAAGCGUGACUCCCUGUCACCGCUGGAGGAGGACGACGUUCGAGAGAACAUCAUAACAUACGACGACGAGGGCGGGGGGGAGGCUGACACGGCCGCUUUUGACAUUGCGGCGCUCCAGAGUGCACCGCACAGCUCGCGCACGCACGGCUAUCGCACUCUAGACAGCAGGAACGUACGUUACACACAUCGUAGCCAAGACAAAGCUCGCACCUACAGCUGGGCUCAGAACCCGGGUGUGGAUCACAACUACACAGGACCAGUAGGACCCCUCUACGGUCGCCUCUGCUACAGCAGCCACACCUUACCUGUUCUCCGGCGCACGCCAGGCGGCACCUUUGAACCAGGCAUGGCAGAGAUGGGAUACCGCUUCCCCGGUGGCCAUCCAGACCACUCCCUGGUCAUCCAGAACCAGGGGGCCAUGGUGGGGGCGAUGGAGUCUGGGGCAGUUUACAUUACCCCCACGGACGGAAGCCGAAUGGGGAGUUGCGCGGGAAGCCGUGAAGGGACCGCACCCCAGAGUGCAGUGAGCACGUCCGACGGAGGAACGCCGAGGACCAGUGACAGCCAUGACAGAGGAGGAGGGACCAGGACUGCAAGCAACUGCACAGAGGGGAGCAACGAUGAGAAAAUGAACCACAGUCAAGACGGAGACUGGGUGCAGUCGGAGUCGUUUCCCAGGGAGCACAAUCUUGUCAUGACCCGAUCUGGCUCCGUGGCUGGCCAGGGUCACGGGGUCGGAGGCUGGAUGGGCGACUCGGCCACACUCCCCCUGGCAGGACGCAGGGCUUCCCGUGCCGGCUUGUCCCCAAACCGCACAAGCUCCGCCCAGUCUGACUCCAGCGGAGGAGGAGGAGGUGGUGGAGGAAGAGGAGGAGGAAGCGGAGAUGGACAACAGCAACCUUCCAAUGGACGCAACUAUGCCACUGUGCUGCACAGGGAGAUGUCGGGACAGAGGGACUACCCUGGCACCUUGGGGAGGGGAGGACUGGAGAUGGGAAGCAACUUUGUGGUGGCAAGGCCAGACAGGGAGGGUGGAGGGAUAUCACUGGCCGGGAAUCCACCUGUCUACCAGGAAACACCUGGCUUCAUAAGGGACUGGCGUGAUCGGAUGGGUCUGGGAGGGUACGUUUUGGGCAGAAGGGAUAUGACCCCACAGCUUUUGCCCUUUCCAGGGCAUCCUCGAGGAGCGUAUAGUGGUGUGAUGGGCUUUGGGGCCGGUUGGGUUCCAGGGACGGAGGCAGCACGAGAUGCUCCAGGUCCCGGGGGUCCCUCCUUGGCCCUGAGGGUGGGUGAGUUCCUACGACUGCGCCUUGCCCAGGUCACCUUUGACCCCUCGCAGCCACCGUAUGACUCGGUGCAGGUGUACGGCCUGGAGGGGACAGGGUCCAGGGCUGGAUCCCUCAGCUCACUGGAGAGCGAGGGAGAGAAGGAUGCAGAAAAGGAGGAUUGGGGAGCGGGGCUGGAUGAGUGGGGUCCUCAGUUCGAGAAUUUAGCCCAGCUUUUCAAAGUAAGAGAAAAAGAGAAGGAAGAGAAGGAGAAAGUCGACGAGUGUGUCAAGAAGGAGAGUGAAAUGAACGAGGAGCCUGAGAAGAAAGAGAAAAAAGAUAGAGGAGAGCGGGCUAGAGAGGAGGGGAAAGACUGA
This is a messenger RNA of Limanda limanda (common dab), 4866 nucleotides long. RefSeq lists its product as uncharacterized. NCBI's taxonomy places the organism in Eukaryota, Metazoa, Chordata, Actinopteri, Pleuronectiformes, Pleuronectidae. Bases 1 to 4866 code for a protein of 1621 amino acids. Gene Ontology annotation, molecular function: cadherin binding; calcium ion binding. Gene Ontology annotation, cellular component: adherens junction; plasma membrane; catenin complex. Gene Ontology annotation, biological process: homophilic cell-cell adhesion; multicellular organism development; cell-cell junction assembly. The record is from RefSeq and is a predicted model, not a curated record. The transcript has 14 exons.